GGCAGCAGCAGCAGCGUGGGAAGGGCUUCCCGGGGGAUGCGGAGCCAUGCAGGGAUUCGUCAGGUUACCGGGCAUGUAGCGCUGCUGCUCCUCCUGUGAGCCGCCACUGGGGAAAGUUCAUGCACAUUGUCUCCCCCUCUCCGGUAUCCGGGAACCUUCCUCGCCUCCCAGCCCUCCGCCAUGAGGGACCGGCGGGGGGAAAGUUGAGUGGCCCCCAUGCGUUUGGGGAGUCGGGGGGAAAGGAACGAGAGUGCGACGGGAAGAUGGCGGAGCGGAGGUGAGGGGGGCCCUUCCGUGUCGGUAUCCGAGCACCCUGACCGGACACAUGCAGGCGAAAAAACGCUACUUCACCCUGCUGUCCGCCGGCGUCUGCCUCGCCCUGCUCUGCUACCUCGGGGGCGUGCACUUACGGGCGGCGCGGAGCCACAGCAGGCGGAGCGGGGAUGGGCCCUACCGGAGUCCCGCACAGCCCUGGCCGCCCCUGCCCGACACCUCCCUGCUGCCAUUCACCCAGGGGGAGGGGGACCCGGGCAGCCAGGUGUCCCCCAGGCAGAAGCGAGAUGGCAACUCCAGCAUAUACAAGGGCAAGCGCUGCCGCAUGGAGUCCUGCUUCGACUUGGCCCUGUGCCGGAGGAACGGCUUCAAGGUGUAUAUUUACCCCCAGCAGAAGGGGGACAAACUGUCUGAGAGUUACCAGCACAUCCUGGCUGCCAUAGAGAGCUCCAGGUUGUACACCUCCGACCCCAGCCAGGCCUGCCUGUUUGUGCUGAGCCUCGACACCCUCGAUAGGGACCAGCUGUCCCCCCAGUAUGUGCACAACCUCAAGUCCAAAGUGCAGAACUUGCACCUAUGGAACAACGGUAGGAAUCAUUUAAUUUUUAAUUUAUACUCCGGCACCUGGCCCGACUACACCGAGGACGUGGGCUUUGACAUCGGCCAGGCCAUGUUGGCCAAAGCCAGCAUCAGCACGGAGAACUUCAGGCCCAACUUCGACGUCUCCAUCCCGCUCUUUUCUAAGGAUCAUCCCAGGACAGGUGGGGAGAAGGGAUUUCUGAGAUUUAACAAUAUCCCCCCUAUGAGGAAGUACAUGUUGGUCUUUAAGGGGAAGAGGUACCUGACAGGGAUAGGGUCAGACACCAGGAAUGCCUUAUAUCACGUCCAUAAUGGAGAGGAUGUGGUCCUGUUGACCACCUGCAAACAUGGGAAAGAUUGGCAGAAGCACAAGGAUGCACGUUGUGAUAAAGACAACGCCGAAUAUGAAAAGUACGAUUACCGUGAAAUGCUGCACAAUGCCACUUUCUGUCUGGUCCCCCGUGGCCGAAGGCUUGGAUCCUUCCGCUUUCUGGAGGCACUACAGGCUGCAUGCGUUCCAGUGAUGCUCAGUAAUGGAUGGGAGUUGCCCUUCUCCGAAGUGAUUGAUUGGAACCAAGCAGCAGUCAUUGGGGAUGAGAGAUUAUUAUUACAGAUUCCUUCUACAAUCAGGUCUAUCCAUCAGGAUAAAAUCCUAGCACUUAGACAGCAGACUCAGUUUUUGUGGGAGGCUUAUUUUUCUUCGGUGGAGAAGAUUGUAUUGACGACACUAGAGAUAAUUCAGGAUCGAAUCUUCAAGCACAUAUCACGGAACAGCUUAAUGUGGAACAAGCACCCCGGGGCCCUGUUUGUGCUGCCUCAGUAUUCAGCAUAUCUGGGAGACUUCCCAUACUACUACUCUAAUCUAGGUGCAAAGACUCCUUCCAAAUUUACCGCCGUGAUCCAUGCUGUAACGCCGCUGGUGUCUCAGUCCCAACCAAUCCUAAAGCUGCUGGUUGCUGUAGCAAAGUCUCAGUACUGUUAUCAGAUUAUAGUCUUGUGGAACUGUGACAAGCCACUCCCUGCCAAACACCGAUGGCCUGCCACUACUGUGCCUGUUAUUGUCAUUGAAGGAGAGAGCAAGGUUAUGAGCAGUCGUUUCCUACCGUACGAUAACAUAGUCACUGAUGCUGUUCUAAGCCUUGAUGAGGACACCGUGCUUUCAACCACAGAGGUGGAUUUUGCCUUUACGGUUUGGCAGAGCUUUCCUGAGAGGAUUGUGGGGUACCCGGCACGAAGUCACUUUUGGGACAGCGCGAAGGAGAGGUGGGGGUACACAUCCAAGUGGACAAAUGACUAUUCCAUGGUACUAACAGGAGCUGCUAUUUACCACAAGUACUAUCACUACCUUUACACAAAUUACUUGCCUGCCAGUCUGAAAAAUAUGGUGGACCAAUUAGCCAAUUGUGAAGAUAUCCUCAUGAACUUCCUGGUGUCUGCUGUGACAAAGCUGCCUCCAAUCAAAGUGACACAGAAGAAGCAGUAUAAAGAGACCAUGAUGGGCCAGACCUCCAGAGCUUCCCGAUGGGCAGACCCAGACCACUUUGCCCAGAGACAGACCUGUAUGAAUACGUUUGCCAGCUGGUUUGGCUAUAUGCCGCUCAUUCACUCACAGAUGAGACUUGACCCGGUCCUUUUUAAAGAUCAGGUCUCCAUCCUAAGGAAAAAAUAUCGAGACAUCGAAAGACUUUGAGACAUGGCUGCCCCCCCCUUCCCCCCCGGACUGAGUCCCCCGUGCCCAGUGCGUAUCCAUAGGCCAAGCCGCCAGCUGCUGUACAAAGACUUAUGCGCAGGAGCCGCUCUGAGGAGGAACUGCAAACUGGCAGUCUGGAAGCCGUUGCACUGGACUCCUUACACCCCUGAGCUCGGGCCUCUCAACACUAGACUGUACAGUUUAAUUAAAUAAUUAUUUUUGAAACGAUUGCUAUGCAGGUUAAACUUUUUUAAUGAACAAAAAACUAUUAAAAUCAGAGUUCUUUCUUUAA
Messenger RNA from Xenopus tropicalis (tropical clawed frog), 2834 nucleotides. It is a transcript of the gene ext1, whose product is annotated as exostosin glycosyltransferase 1. Gene Ontology annotation, biological process: heparan sulfate proteoglycan biosynthetic process; ossification; glycoprotein biosynthetic process. Gene Ontology annotation, molecular function: glucuronosyl-N-acetylglucosaminyl-proteoglycan 4-alpha-N-acetylglucosaminyltransferase activity; glycosyltransferase activity; N-acetylglucosaminyl-proteoglycan 4-beta-glucuronosyltransferase activity. The record is from RefSeq and is marked provisional. Gene Ontology annotation, cellular component: membrane; endoplasmic reticulum membrane; Golgi apparatus. NCBI's taxonomy places the organism in Eukaryota, Metazoa, Chordata, Amphibia, Anura, Pipidae.